AUGUCAGAGGAAGAAGAUUCUUUUCUGAAUGUUAAAAGAUCUCUGAAAAAGAGAAUGGUGAAACACAGCACUCCAGUGGACUCAAUGCUUUCAAGAACAAUGCCAUCUCUUACAGAUCUAACAAAUCGGUCAAUCAAGGACCAAGACGCCAGUGAGAGAGUUUAUGGAUCUCCAGUGCCAAAAUCAAAUCUAAGUAGAACAUUAGCUCAAGUAUCAUUAGUAAGUGUUGAAGCAUACAUCCCUCACGCGUCCCCAAAAAGGCUUUCAACGGUGUUUGAUUCACAAGAAUUAAACAGAGAGAUAAGCCAAAGCUCUCCGGCUGUGUUUUCUAGAAGGAGGCUUUCCACAGUGUUGGCCUCUGAUGAAUCAAAUGAAGAGCCAAGUGACAAGCCAAGUGACAAGGCUGACACAAACAUGGAAACUCAAGCUUCUACCAAAGCAUCUGAGAAGGAUGCAGUAAAUCCCAGGAGCGGCCCUUCAUGGCUUGUUACUGGAAUACCAGGGAUAAAAGAUGUCCCAAUAGUAAGAACCAGAAAGAAGAAAACUGACAAAGCUCUUGUGAGAAAGAAACAAAGAGAAUGGCUGCUUCGUCAACUUAAAAACAUUGAGGAAGCAACUGAACACGAACUGACAAUUGAAGAAGCUUGA
This is a messenger RNA of Chroicocephalus ridibundus (black-headed gull), 648 nucleotides long. It is a transcript of the gene SYSRN, whose product is annotated as coiled-coil domain containing 201. The transcript is spliced from 2 exons. Lineage: Eukaryota; Metazoa; Chordata; Aves; Charadriiformes; Laridae. Bases 1 to 648 code for a protein of 215 amino acids. The record is from RefSeq and is a predicted model, not a curated record.